AUGGCCUAUUUUGCACUGUGUUGCGGCAAGGAUUGGAACCCUGAAGCAGCAUCGUAUUGGCAUCUCGAAGCUUCUCGGACCAAGUUGUGGUAUCUGCAAACGCCAACUAAGGACAGAAUGGAAGCAGAAUGGUUCUCGGGUAUCAAGGCUGUCACCUCAACCGCCACGACAGUGGUAUCUGGUUUAAAUGAUUGGAUUGCUUUUCUUCAAUGGUUCCAGCCAGACAAAACUUUGGAGAAUGGACAGCUGCAGGAGGAGCUCUGGAAACUCGAGACAACAAUGCCAAUGAUGCAGGAAAUGAUCGAUAAAGCAGAGUGGUCAAGUCAUAAGGACCCAGUAGCAAAACUUUUAGAAGAACUCAAGGGUGUCUUUUAUGAUAGUGAAGAUACUCUUGAUGAUCUGAACUAUUACGUGCUGAAAUCAAAGAUAGAGAAAGGUGCACUGCCAACAGAUUUCACUAAGAGCACAGUCUGCUGUGGCUUUGGUAAAGUGAAGGAACUGCAAAGAAGGGCCGAACAUCUGAUGACUCAGUUGAAUUUCAUGGUUUCACACAACGAGAGGCAUUUUGUGAAGUCAUUCAGGCCAGAAACAAGUUCUCUUCCAAAUGAACCUAAGAUCUUUGGCCGCCAAAAGGAAUUGAUGGAAAUUAUUCAAUUGCUUGGCGUGCCAGUAAGCAUCCAUAGUGGUGGGAAAAGAAAAAACAGUAAAAGUGCAACUGAUGCACUCAGCACCCAGGAAGCUUUCAUUGAUGAUGCAAGAAAUGAAGGUGUGGGUGUACUGGCUAUAACUGGCAUUGGUGGUGUAGGUAAAACAACUUUGACACAACAAAUCUACCAUCAUCCUCUGGUAGAAGCUCAUUUCGACCAACAGCUUUGGAUAUGUGUGUCCGAUGACUUUGACGUUAAGAGAUUGACAAAAGAGCUCGUACAGUCCUCAGGGGUGAAAGCAUUGUCAGAUAACCUGAAUUCUCUCCAAUCAAUACUGGCUACUGCUGUCAAGUCUAAGCGGUUUCUGCUCGUGUUAGAUGAUAUAUGGGACGAUGUUCUGACUGAAAAUGGACAAGAAUGGGAGAACUUCUGUGCUCCUCUAACACGUGGGCUUCCAGGAAGCAUUAUCCUAGUGACUACCAGGUCUGUUAAGGUAGCUAAGAAAGUGUGCACAGUUGGGACUUUUCCACUAGAAGGUUUACAAGCUGAUGCCUUCUGGGAGUUCUUCAGAUCAUGUGCAUUCAAUUGCAAGGGCUGCGAAAAUAAUGCAGAUUUAGAAACCAUUGCAAGGAAGAUUGUUCCCAAACUGAAAGGGUCUCCUCUAGCUGCCAAAACUCUUGGCCGGUUGCUAAGGGUGAAUCAUGACAUUGAACAUUGGAGAAAUGUCUUAGAUAGUGAGCUGUGGGAAUUAAAGCAAGAAAAGGAGGAGAUCUUGCCGGCUCUUAGAUUGAGCUACAUUUAUCUGCCUUUCCGUUUAAAGAGGUGUUUCUCACUGUGUGCAAUGUACCCAAAAGACCAUGUCUUUCAGAUGGAAGUUGCUGUUCACAUAUGGUGUGCCCAAGGUUUCGUGGAACCUCAAGGUCAAAUUCCUCUUUCAGAUAUUGCGCGUUCCUAUUUUCAAGAACUUAUAGACCGCUCACUCUUUCAAGAAGCUGCGGGGGCACCUGAUACAUACGUCAUUCAUGAUUUGAUCCAUGAUAUGCUCCAGUUAGUCUCAGCAAAUGAAAGUUCGUCUGCCUUGAAAUAUCUCCGUUUUCUGUCUUGUGGCUUUAAUGCUAUAAAGGUGCUGCCUGAGACUGUUGCUCGUUUUAAGCUUCUGAGGUGCUUAAAGUUUGGAAGCUCCAGGACUUGUACUUUUCAUACAUUCCCAGAGUCAUACUGUUGCCUUUAUAAUCUGCAAACGUUCGUGGGGCUAGGCUUCAUAUUCCAGAACUUACCAAGGAACUUCACUAGACUUGUCAACUUGCAGCACUUCAGAAUUAAUACUCUUACUCAUCAGAGACACUGCACACUAUAUUCUGUUCCUUCCGAGUUCGCCCAUAUCAGAUUGCUAAGGUACAUGAAUCUUAAGGGAGAACUGAAUCUGGAAGGCAUGUCCUAUCUGCAACCAAAUGAUGUACAACAGCUCGAAAUGAGCAAAAGAAAGGAUAUUCGGAAACUAAUAUUAGCUUUUGACCAGGGUAGGGGCACCUCUGAUAGUGAUAUGGAAGUUCUUGAGGCUCUUUGCCCCCAUCCAGAUGUUAUUCAGUGCCUGGAUAUCAAGUAUUUCAAAGGCGACUUAAAUCCUACUUGGUUUAAGCCAUCAAACCUGCAGAGCUUAAUGCAGCUCCAGUUCAUAACAUGUGAUAUACGUACAGUAUCUUGGGGUGGUGACCAUGCUGGCACUAUGUUCUCAGCUCUCACUUUUUUGAACAUUUCUAUGUGCAGCAGACUGUCUUCGCUUGAACAACUUCUACAGGCACCUGGUCUUCCAGCAAUCAGAAUAAUUAGUAUUGACCGUUGCCCAGAGUUGGUGAACCUUUUUGUUGAAACCUUUAAAGCUUUUGAAUGUCUUGAAACACUGAGCAUCUGGAGCUGCCCAAAGAUUAAUUGGGAAAGGCUUGUUGGGUUGCCGCCUUCAUUGCAAUAUCUGAACAUGAUUGAUUUUGGUCAAUUUUCUGAUCACUUUCUGAGCUGCCUAGAACAUCUAGCAUCGCUACUGAAACUGAAUUUAUCUUCUGAAUCUUUGACUUCAAUUCCCAUACAACAAUGGUCAUCUCUACUGCGCCUGGAUGUUUGGAACUGUAGCAAAUUAACAACAGUUGACUUCACUCCUCGUUCCUUACCAGCAGUAAAAGUAAUCACAAUUCGAAAUUGUGAAGCUUUAUUGUCUCUACCUGGCAAAACGUUUGUGGAGUUCUGUUGUCUAGAGGAAUUGAUGAUACGUGAAUGUCCAAAUAUUGAGUGGAGAGGCUUGACAUUUCCUAUAUCGCUUCGGGAGCUGUACCUCAAUGACUGUGGAGACAUCUCACCAUGGGUUCCGAACUCACUGGAGCACCUCAACCACUUAACCCAUCUGGCGUUGAUGAACCUCAAGUACAUCAAAUCAAUCUCUGCACAAAUAUGGGCACAGAGUUUGUCAAAGCUGGAAUUCUUGCAGAUCUGUGAGUGUCCUCAUCUGCAAGCGAUUGGUGGUCCCAAAGGAAUUGCAGGCAUUACUAAUGCAUUUGUUGAAUCGUGUGACAAGCUAAAGGGUAUAAAGCAACCUUUCCGGAGAGGUAGAAUGGCCCACUUCGGCCACUUUUGACACAUGUUAGCUCCUGCAGGUGGAGUCGAACCAGAGAGAAGGCGUGAAGUGCCAAAGUGACCCUGAACCUCCUGAAGCCUGAAGAAGGGAAAACCCCUGUGACUUGUUUGCUUUGCUUUCUUGCUUUGGUGGUCCGAGAGGUGAGAGCAAAUGGCUUAACAAACAUGAAGCCUGGCGUUUUUUCCCCUUCUUUUUCUUUUGGCGAAGCAAAGAGCACCGUAGCUGGCAGGCAAUUUCCCCGAAACUGAUACUCUUGCGUUCCUGCGCUGUUUUGUCUGGUGGUGAGUUUAGGACCUUUCCCCUGUGUUGAGCAUAUGCGCUUUGGCCCGCCCAAAGGUGAUGACGCUUUUGCUGUUAUGGCAAUUGGCAAGUGGUAGCAAAUUGAUGAACUACUUGUCCUUUACUGUGUUUCGGGGUUACGUUUCUGCUCUACUUUUAUUUGUUGCUUUUAAAAUUUCUUGUUCAA
Messenger RNA from Triticum aestivum (bread wheat), 3739 nucleotides. Its product is annotated as putative disease resistance protein RGA3. Gene Ontology annotation, molecular function: ADP binding. The coding region runs from base 1 to 3273 and encodes 1090 amino acids. The record is from RefSeq and is a predicted model, not a curated record. The transcript has 5 exons. NCBI's taxonomy places the organism in Eukaryota, Viridiplantae, Streptophyta, Magnoliopsida, Poales, Poaceae.